AUGCAGGGAAUAAACACUGUGCGCCACGCAAGCACCAUGAAGAUCACCUCCCUGCUGAUAACUAACGCGAGGCUCAGGUGCACCGUCAGACUUGUGCUGCUGCUGUUUCAGUGGAUGGGGUGCUCUCACGGGAUGCCGCACGUCUUGAGAUUCGGAGGGAUAUUUGAGUCCAUCGAGAGUGGCCCAUCAGGUGCUGAGGAGCUAGCCUUCAAAUUUGCUUUAAACACAAUCAACAGGAACAGAACACUGCUGCCAAACACCACACUCACCUACGACAUCCAAAGGAUUAACAUCUAUGACAGCUUCGAGGCCUCCAGGAAAGCCUGUGACCAACUCUCCCUGGGGGUAGCAGCCAUCUUUGGUCCCUCUCACAGUUCUUCAGCGAAUGCUGUCCAGUCCAUUUGCAAUGCCUUGGGGGUGCCCCACAUUCAAACCAAGUGGAAGCACCAGGUGUCAGACAACAGGGAUGUCUUCUAUGUCAGCCUCUAUCCCGACUUCUCCUCUCUUAGCCGGGCCAUCCUGGACCUGGUGCACUUCUUCAAGUGGAAGACAGUCACUGUGGUUUAUGACGACAGCACAGGCCUGAUUCGACUGCAGGAGCUCAUAAAGGCCCCAUCCCGUUACAACAUCCGGCUAAAGAUUCGCCAGUUGCCUGCUGAGACGAAGGAUGCCAAGCCAUUGCUGAAGGAGAUGAAGAGGGGCAAGGAGUUCCACAUCAUCUUUGACUGCAGUCAUGAAAUGGCUGCUGGGAUCCUGAAGCAGGCACUUGCCAUGGGGAUGAUGACAGAAUAUUAUCACUACAUCUUCACCACACUGGAUCUGUUUGCGCUGGAUGUCGAGCCAUACCGAUACAGUGGUGUGAACAUGACGGGCUUCAGGAUCCUGAACACAGAGAACAGCCAGGUGGCCUCCAUCAUAGAGAAAUGGUCCAUGGAACGACUGCAGGCUCCACCCAAACCUGACUCUGGUCUACUGGACGGCUUCAUGACCACGGACGCAGCCCUGAUGUAUGAUGCAGUACAUGUGGUAGCCGUGGCUGUGCAGCAGUCUCAGCAGAUCACUGUCAGCUCAUUACAGUGCAACCGACACAAACCAUGGCGCUUUGGGAACCGCUUCAUGGCCCUCAUCAAAGAGGCUCACUGGGAUGGACUGACAGGGAGGAUCACUUUCAAUAGGACCAAUGGCUUGAGGACAGACUUUGACCUGGAUGUCAUCAGUCUGAAAGAGGAGGGUCUUGAGAAGAUUGGAACCUGGGACCCUCCUAGUGGCCUGAACAUGACAGAGAACCAGAAGGGAAAGACAGCCAACGUAUCAGAUUCCUUAUCCAACCGAUCGCUUGUUGUCUCCACCAUACUGGAGGAGCCCUACGUGAUGUUCAAAAAGUCCGACAAGCCGCUGUACGGGAACGACCGCUUUGAGGGCUACUGCAUAGACCUGCUGAGAGAGCUGGCUACCAUCCUGGGUUUUACGUACGAGGUGCGACUGGUUGAAGACGGGAAAUAUGGCGCCCAGGACGAAACCACGGGCCAGUGGAAUGGCAUGGUGAAGGAGCUCAUGGACCAUAGAGCUGAUCUGGCCGUGGCUCCCCUCGCCAUUACAUAUGUGCGCGAGAAGGUCAUCGACUUUUCCAAGCCCUUCAUGACGCUGGGGAUAAGUAUACUCUACCGCAAGCCCAACGGGACCAACCCUGGGGUCUUCUCCUUCCUCAACCCCCUCUCGCCCGAUAUCUGGAUGUAUAUUCUGCUGGCUUACUUGGGUGUCAGUUGUGUGCUGUUUGUCAUAGCCAGGUUUAGUCCCUACGAGUGGUAUAACCCCCACCCUUGCAACCCUGACUCGGAUGUAGUGGAAAACAAUUUCACCCUCCUAAAUAGUUUCUGGUUCGGAGUUGGAGCUCUCAUGCAGCAAGGCUCUGAGCUCAUGCCGAAAGCCCUCUCCACCAGAAUUGUAGGAGGUAUCUGGUGGUUUUUCACUCUCAUCAUCAUCUCCUCCUACACGGCUAACCUGGCGGCCUUCCUCACCGUGGAGAGGAUGGAGUCACCUAUCGACUCAGCUGACGACCUGGCCAAGCAGACCAAGAUUGAGUACGGGGUCGUAGAGGAUGGCUCCACCAUGACUUUUUUCAAGAAAACCAAGAUCUCCACAUAUGACAAGAUGUGGGAGUUUAUGAGCAGUCGCAGGCACACGGUGAUGGUGAAGAAUGUCGAGGAGGGCAUCCAUCGCGUGCUCACCUCCGACUACGCUUUCCUCAUGGAGUCUACCACCAUCGAGUUUGUCACCCAGCGCAACUGCAAUCUCACCCAGAUCGGAGGCCUCAUUGACUCCAAAGCUUAUGGUGUGGGCACCCCCAUGGGCUCUCCGUACAGAGAUAAGAUCACUAUUGCCAUCCUGCAGCUUCAGGAGGAAGGCAAGCUGCACAUGAUGAAGGAGAAGUGGUGGAGGGGGAAUGGCUGUCCGGAGGAGGAGAGCAAGGAGGCUAGCGCCCUAGGCGUGCAGAACAUCGGUGGGAUCUUCAUCGUCCUGGCUGCCGGACUUGUCCUCUCCGUGUUUGUAGCAGUUGGAGAGUUCCUCUACAAGUCCAAACAGAACGCACAACUUGAAAAGAGGUCCUUCUGCAGCGCCAUGGUGGACGAGUUGCGGGUGUCCCUCAAGUGCCAGCGUCGGCUUAAGCACAAGCCCCAGCCGCCCGUCAUGGUCAAAACAGAGGAAGUUAUCAACAUGCACACCUUUAACGACCGCAGACUGCCAGGGAAAGAGACCAUGGCCUAA
Molecule: messenger RNA, 2766 nt
Organism: Lampris incognitus (smalleye Pacific opah)
Lineage: Eukaryota; Metazoa; Chordata; Actinopteri; Lampriformes; Lampridae
Gene: grik2
Product: glutamate receptor, ionotropic, kainate 2
Exons: 16
Coding region: 1-2766 (921 amino acids)
Biological process (GO): synaptic transmission, glutamatergic; modulation of chemical synaptic transmission; monoatomic ion transport
Cellular component (GO): plasma membrane; kainate selective glutamate receptor complex; presynaptic membrane
Molecular function (GO): kainate selective glutamate receptor activity; transmitter-gated monoatomic ion channel activity involved in regulation of postsynaptic membrane potential
Source: RefSeq, a predicted model, not a curated record